Molecule: messenger RNA, 1404 nt
Organism: Betta splendens (Siamese fighting fish)
Lineage: Eukaryota; Metazoa; Chordata; Actinopteri; Anabantiformes; Osphronemidae
Gene: nudc
Product: nudC nuclear distribution protein
Exons: 9
Coding region: 139-1143 (334 amino acids)
Biological process (GO): protein folding
Cellular component (GO): cytoplasm
Source: RefSeq, a predicted model, not a curated record
CGAGACAAACGCGGGAGGGACUUGUUUCCAGGAAGCUCGUAACGUGACUGUGGGCCUAACGUUGCAGCUAACGCCACUUUAUUGCUUGUCAUUCACGCUGCUCUUUCUUUCCAGAAGUAAUUUUUCUGUUGUAGAAAGAUGGGCGAUGAUGACGAGAAGUAUGAUGGGAUGUUGCUCGUCAUGGCGCAGCAACACGAAGGAGGAGUUCAAGAGUUAGUAAACACAUUUUUCAGCUUUCUCCGUCGCAAAACAGAUUUCUUCAUCGGUGGCGACUCAGGUGCUGCAGAGAGUUUAGUGAAGGAUGCUUUUGCCCAUCACAGCAAGCUCGCACUGAAGGCCCAGAAUGAGAAGAAGGUGAAACAGGAGCAGGAAAAGAAAGAGAAAGCUGCACGAGCCGCAAAGCUAGCAGAGGAGGAGAGGAAAAAGAAAACGGAUGGUGGUCCUAGAAUUCAGGAGCUGACCGAUGAGGAAGCUGAGAAACUUCAGUCUGAACUUGACAAGAAAAAGAAAGAAGAAGCUAAGGUAGAAAGCUCAACAACCGAUAAGGAAAAGUCUGACAAGGCAGAGAAAGAGAAGGGGUCUGAUUCAGAAGAAGAGGAGGAUGAGAAGGACAAAGAUAAACUAAAACCUAAUGCAGGAAAUGGGGCUGACCUGCCAAACUAUAAGUGGACACAGACCCUGUCGGAGGUUGACUUGAUGGUGCCUUUCGAUGUGAAGUUCCGCAUUAAGGGCAGAGACGUGGUGGUGGACAUCCAGCGACGCUCCAUCAAGGUCGGUCUGAAGGGACACCCUCCUGUGGUUGAGGGCCAGCUGUACAAUGAAGUGAAAGUAGAAGAAAGUUCCUGGCUUAUUGACGAUGGAAAGGUGGUUACAGUCCACCUGGAAAAGAUUAACACAAUGGAAUGGUGGAAUAAAAUUGUCACCACAGAUCCAGAAAUCAACACCAAGAAAAUCUGUCCAGAGAACUCAAAGCUGUCAGACUUGGAUGGGGAGACCCGUGGCAUGGUAGAGAAGAUGAUGUAUGACCAAAGGCAGAAAUCAAUGGGCCUGCCUACAUCAGAAGAGCAAAAGAAACAAGACAUUCUUAAAAAGUUCAUGGCUCAGCACCCAGAGAUGGAUUUCUCCAAAGCCAAAUUCAGCUGAGGGUCGUGCUGGUGUUUACCUGUAGAAGCCACAUUAUAAUAAGUGUGAAUGUCAGCAGGAACAUUUCCAACCAACACUCUGCUCAGUCUCCGAUCUCCAUACUACACUGUUAUGUUGGCUACAUUCAGAAGCUCUUGUCUUUGUUUUGUUUUGUUUUGCUGGAACAAAAUGUUUAAGACUGUAAUUCCCACCCUUCCUGACUUUUGUCUGAAUAUUUAAAGAGGUCUGGAUUUUUUUUAAAUAAACAAAUUUAAAGUUAAA